Molecule: messenger RNA, 1610 nt
Organism: Heterobasidion irregulare TC 32-1
Lineage: Eukaryota; Fungi; Basidiomycota; Agaricomycetes; Russulales; Bondarzewiaceae
Exons: 10
Coding region: 202-1515 (437 amino acids)
Biological process (GO): subtelomeric heterochromatin formation
Cellular component (GO): nucleus
Molecular function (GO): histone binding; histone H4 acetyltransferase activity
Source: RefSeq, a predicted model, not a curated record
GUAUCCUUGACACCGUCGGACAGAAUACCAGACUUGUAGCAGGCGUUGCCGAAGUUCCAUUUACUCGUCAUUCUCCGAGCUGAGCCUGUCUGGACCGGCCACCUUACAGAGAGCAGUUCAGAAAUCUCUGAGCUAGUACAUCAUCUAGGGCGCCUUCCAGCUCAACCCGUAUAUUCGUUCUCAAAAGAGAAAACGUUGACCAUGAUUCUGUGGACCACCGAUUCGAACGAGGCGCUCACAUUGUCCCUCGUUCGCGCUCCAAAAGACAAAGAGGUGUUAGGAGAAGAUGAAUCAUACGAGAACUUCCACCCUACAUUCACAUAUCCAAUUUUUGGCGAACAAGAGAAGAUAUAUGGGUAUCGGGAUCUGGUCAUAAACCUCAGCUUUGCCUCAGGCUCACUAGCAUAUUUCCUCGACAUCAAUUCCUCUGCUACGCUCGAGAGCUCGUCCACGAUUGACGAUGUGCGGGGGACGCUGGAACAGUUCAUUCCCGCAGAUUACUACAAGACGGAGGAGGCGUUUCUAGGAAGAGUGGAAGAGGAAGCGGAUACGUUCCGGCCUUUUGGCGAGAAGGUGUAUUCAUAUACACGAAUGGCUCCGGGCGCCGCGGGGAAGGGGAAGGGCGUAGGUGCGCUGGACGAGGCGGACGCAGACGCAGUCGUGUUCGAGGUGUGGCAUGCCAAAUGGAACACGCCUGGGUUCAAGAUGUACCAUCGACGGAUGCAGCUUUUCAUCCUGCUCUAUAUCGAAGCAGGGUCAUAUAUCCAAGAAGGGGAGGAAUCGUGGGAGUUUGUCGUCCUUUUUGAAAAACGGAAGCGACGCACAGCGUCGCCAGUCGAGACGUAUCACUUUGUCGGAUACUCGUCGCUUUACCCGUUUUAUUGCUAUCCCGAGAAGGUCCGACUAAGGCUCAGCCAAUUCAUCAUCCUCCCGCCCUACCAACACAAAGGCCAUGGAUCCGGCUUGUAUAACGCAAUCUACCAAUAUGUCCUCUCCCAGCCGCUCAUCGCCGAACUCACCGUAGAGGACCCCGCAGAAGCGUUCGAAGACCUGCGCGACCGGAAUGACCUCAAGAUGCUCCUGAAUCACGAACAAUUCAUGUCGGAGGCUUUUGGCGACGCUGGCGUGUCUACAUCGAGCGGGGGCGGAAAAGUAGGUGGCGUUGGCCCACAGAGGAGAAACAAAACAAAAGCGUUCGGCAAGACUCGCGGUAAGCUGGAACCUCCCGCUGACAAGGCGUGGAUGGAAAAGUGGAGAAAAGAUUUGAAAAUCGCUGCGCGGCAAUUCAACCGAUUGAUGGAGAUGCUCAUCCUCUUGCACUUGGACCCAGCAGACGCAAGGGCGAUGCGUGCCUACCGGUUGCAAGUCAAGGAGAGAUUGUAUCGCUUUAAUUAUGCAAGUCCAUCCAUUGAGGUCCUAGUGCAGUUGGAGGACAAGGAGCGUCUAAAAAAGCUCCAGGAGACAUUCGACAGCGUCCGGGAGGACUAUCAACGGAUAUUAGCCAUGGUCCACUAACGAUAUUGAUCUCAUGGCGAGAUCUUAUGCUCGCUCUGCCUGCGACAUGGCUUUGUAUUUUAUUAUUGUUAUCGCAUGGCCUCGCCUCUUCCACC